AUGGGACAGGGAUGGAGAUGGGGCCGGGCUGGAGGGUGAGGACAGCGAAGCGGCCGAACAGCGGCGAAGCACGAGCCCCGGGCCCAAGCACGCCUCCUUAUGACAUCACGCGCCCAAGAGGCGAUCGCGUGACGUCACAGGGCGGCUCGCCGUGGUUGGCCGCAGCCGCCGUUCGUCGCCCGGCGGGUCCCGCCUCCAGGCCCCGGCAGCGGCCCGGGCGCGGGGGGGGGGCGUGCGACGCCGGACACCGGACACCACCGGCCCCGGGGUGGGCGGCGAGGGCUCGGCUGCGGCGCGCAGUGACUUCGUGGGACAGACGAACGUCAUGGUGGACUACUAUGAAGCACUGGGGGUGAGCCGCAAUGCCACUGCUGAGGACAUCAAGAAAGCGUACAGGAAGGCCGCGCUGAAAUGGCACCCGGAUAAAAACCCAGACAACAAGGAGUACGCUGAGCAGAGGUUCAAAGAGAUCGCCGAGGCGUACGAAGUGCUGUCAGACAAACAGAAACGUGAUGUCUACGACCGUUAUGGCAAGGAUGGACUCAUGGGGGCAGGACCAGGAGGUUCCAGGGCUGAUGCUGGGGCCCCCGAAUUCACCUUCACCUUCCGCAGCGCUCAUGACGUCUUCCGGGAGUUCUUUGGCGGGCGAGACCCCUUCGCUGACUUCUUUGACGAGAUGCUUCCCUUCUCUGAGCUGCGAGGACCUGGCUCCCGGCACCAUGGGGGAGGCCGCUUCUUUUCCCCCUUCCCAGGAUCCUCAGAUUUCUUCACCUCGUCCUUCAGCUCUGGCGCUGAUGCUGGGCUGGGCUUCCGCUCCGUCUCCACUUCCACCACUUUCGUUAACGGCAAGCGCAUCACCACCAAGCGGAUUAUUGAGAACGGGCGGGAGCGAGUGGAAGUGGAGGAGGAUGGGGAGCUGAAGUCGAUCCACAUUGAUGGUGUCCCUGAUGAUAUGGCACUGGGGCUGGAGCUGAGCCGGCGAGAGCAGCAAGCGUUCCCUAGCCCGCGCCCCCGCUCGCCCCCACCAUCCACUCCAUACAAGCCCCCAAGCUCCUCACCUGUCUGCGUCUACACGGACAGCGAGGAUGAGGAUGAGGACUUGCAGCUGGCCAUGGCUUACAGCCUCUCCGAGAUGGAGGCCGCGGGGCACCACCGAGCAGGUGGGCACAGCCCCAGCGCCCCGCCAGUGCCGGGGGGCGGCAACAGCACCCCCUCCUCUGCCCGCAGGGCCCGUGGUCCCCGGGGGGGGCUGGAGCGGGAGCUGCUGGGGGCUGGGAGCCCCGGUGCAGUGGGGCACGAACCUGCCCCCAAAUCGAAGCAGUGGCACUGCCCCCUGCUCUGAGCAGGUUGGAGUUGUGACCUCCUGGUAGGGCCAGGGGGAGGAAAGCGUGGUGGGGGGCUCACUGCCUGGGGCUUGUCUCUUGCCUCCCCCAGCUAGGGAGGGGUCUCUCCCGCCCUGCCUCCUUGCUGCUGCUCAGGUGGGUGGGGAUCUGAGGGGGUGUCCAGUGUGUGGGGGCUGCCAGGAUUUGGGGUUGUGACUGGAAGUAGGGCCCUUGGUGAGGUCCCAGGAAGAGGGGCAGCUCCCUGCCCUGGCUCCUGGGGGUGUGGGCUACCUGCAGGCUCUGCCUGCUGCUCUCUCCGCCUGCCCUACAGCCAGGCAGGGGCUGCGGACGGUGCCUCUCCGGCUGCUGCCUGCCCCUGCCUGGGCUAGGGGCCCCGGGUCGAGCUCUCCCUCCUUGCAAAGAGGGGUACGUGCAUGGGAUCUGCUUGGUGCCUUGUGUCUGUCUCUUCCCCUCUGUUUGCUGUUUUUCCUGCCUGAACCCCCUCCUCCACUUUCUCUGUCUCCCGAUCUCAGACCCUGCCUGGUCACCCCCUUCCCUACGCCUUGGCCUGGGGGCACUGUCCCUCCCUGCUUCCUGCACCACCAGUGACUCUCAGUAAUGCUCACAGGCAUUCCCACCCUCACCACUGCCCACAGUCCUGCCUUGGCUCUCCUCCUCCUCCUGGGACCUUCCUGCCUCCCUCUCUGCCUCUUGCCAGCCCUGGACCGAGAAGGGUUUCACGGGUGCUGUUGUGUCCCCCCCUCCGCUUGUC
Messenger RNA from Cuculus canorus (common cuckoo), 2094 nucleotides. RefSeq names its product DnaJ heat shock protein family (Hsp40) member B2 (gene DNAJB2). Gene Ontology annotation, molecular function: Hsp70 protein binding; ATPase activator activity. Gene Ontology annotation, cellular component: endoplasmic reticulum membrane; cytosol. Bases 326 to 1342 code for a protein of 338 amino acids. NCBI's taxonomy places the organism in Eukaryota, Metazoa, Chordata, Aves, Cuculiformes, Cuculidae. The transcript has 9 exons. Gene Ontology annotation, biological process: positive regulation of proteasomal ubiquitin-dependent protein catabolic process; protein refolding. The record is from RefSeq and is a predicted model, not a curated record.